CGGGCCCGGAGGCCGAGGAGGCGGGGCGGCGGGCCGGGGGCGACUGGGGCGGGCGGAAGGAGAGCCAGGCCGGAAGGAGGCUGCCGGCGGGCGGGAGGCAGGAGCGGGCCCGGAGCUGGUGGGCCGGAGCGGCGGCGCCGCCAUGUCCGACAGCGAGAAGCUCAACCUGGACUCUAUCAUCGGGCGCCUGCUGGAAGUGCAGGGCUCACGGCCUGGAAAGAAUGUACAGCUGACAGAAAAUGAGAUCCGUGGUCUGUGCCUCAAAUCCCGGGAGAUUUUCCUGAGCCAGCCCAUUCUUUUGGAGCUGGAGGCACCCCUCAAGAUCUGCGGUGACAUCCAUGGCCAGUACUAUGACCUUCUGAGGCUGUUCGAGUAUGGCGGCUUCCCUCCGGAGAGCAACUACCUCUUCCUGGGGGACUAUGUGGACCGGGGCAAGCAGUCUUUGGAGACUAUCUGCCUGCUGCUGGCCUAUAAGAUCAAGUACCCUGAGAAUUUCUUCCUGCUCCGUGGGAACCAUGAGUGUGCCAGCAUCAACCGCAUCUACGGUUUCUACGAUGAGUGUAAGAGACGCUACAACAUCAAACUGUGGAAAACCUUCACUGACUGCUUCAACUGCCUGCCCAUCGCAGCCAUUGUAGAUGAGAAGAUCUUCUGCUGCCACGGAGGCCUGUCCCCAGACCUGCAAUCCAUGGAGCAGAUACGGCGCAUCAUGCGGCCCACAGACGUGCCUGACCAGGGCCUGCUGUGUGACCUCCUGUGGUCUGACCCUGACAAAGAUGUGCAGGGCUGGGGUGAGAACGACCGUGGUGUCUCCUUUACCUUCGGAGCCGAGGUGGUUGCCAAGUUCCUGCACAAGCACGACUUGGACCUCAUCUGCCGAGCGCACCAGGUGGUAGAAGAUGGCUACGAGUUCUUUGCCAAACGGCAGCUGGUGACACUUUUCUCAGCUCCCAACUACUGUGGCGAGUUUGACAACGCUGGUGCCAUGAUGAGCGUGGAUGAGACCCUCAUGUGCUCCUUCCAGAUCCUCAAGCCCGCCGACAAGAACAAGGGGAAAUAUGGGCAGUUCAGUGGCCUGAACCCCGGAGGCCGACCUAUCACCCCACCCCGCAAUUCCGCCAAAGCCAAGAAAUAGCCCCCAUGUGCUGCCCCUCUGCCCCAGAUGAUGGAUUGAUUGUACAGAAAUCAUGCUGCCAUGGGGGGGUCACACCGGCCCCUUGGGCCCACCCAUCGUGGGGAACCUGGAGCCUUGGUGUAUUUUUCUUUUUUUUAAUGAAUCAAUAGCAGCGUCCAAUCCCCCAGGGCUCCCUCCUGCUUGUACCUGUGGUGGCUGCAAGCAGGAGCCUGGGGCCAAGGCUGCAGCUCAGGGCAAUGGCAGGCCAGAUUGUGGGUCUCCAGCAUUGCUUGGCCUCAGGGCUGGCAGCCGGAUCCUGGGGCAACCCAUCUGGUCUCUUGAAUAAAGGUCAAAGCUGGAUUCUCA
Messenger RNA from Propithecus coquereli (Coquerel's sifaka), 1480 nucleotides. RefSeq names its product protein phosphatase 1, catalytic subunit, alpha isozyme (gene PPP1CA). The coding region runs from base 143 to 1135 and encodes 330 amino acids. The transcript has 7 exons. Gene Ontology annotation, molecular function: protein serine/threonine phosphatase activity. NCBI's taxonomy places the organism in Eukaryota, Metazoa, Chordata, Mammalia, Primates, Indriidae. The record is from RefSeq and is a predicted model, not a curated record. Gene Ontology annotation, cellular component: cytoplasm; nucleus.